CAGUCCAUCCGUCGCACGGCCACUCGCGCCGCCUUCACCAGCUCGGUUGCCGCCGCCGCUGCGCCCAAGUCCCAGACCGUCUCCUUUGCUCUGCGUGCCCUGAACGCCGCUGCCGCCGCCAGAUCCUUCUCCGCCGCGGCGCCGAGAGCAUUCUCCCGCUCCAUUGCGUUCCGUGAAGAUGACCAAGCCGAGGGAGCCAUCCGCCGUACCGAGCAGAGGGGCCGGAGACAGGAACCCAGCGACAACGUCCUCUUUGUCCAAAACUAUUCUUUCGAUGUCAAGCCCGAGGAGCUGAGCGAGGCUUUCUCCAAGUACGGCGAGGUUGUCGGCGUUUCGAUGCCUCCGAAGAAGAGCUACUGCUUUGUCUACUUCAAGACCCCCGAGUCCGUGAAGGAGGCUGCCGAGAACGUCGACGGAACCUUUUGGCACGGCCGCCGCAUCGUUGCCAAGGCCCGCGACGCAAACGCAAGCAGACCCGCCAGGGAAAGCCGCGGGAGGAACAACGACAACAGAGCGACCAGAAAGAGCGUCUACGACGGCCCUCCCACAGCGACCGUCUACGUCGGCAACAUCUCCUUCGAGGCCUCAGAUAAAGACAUGAACGACCUCUUUGCCAACCUCGACGGCGUCAAGGACGUCCGCGUCGCCGUGGACCGCGCGACGGGCUGGCCGCGCGGUUUCGCCCACGCCGACUUCCACUCCGUCGAGGCGGCGACGGCGGCCAUGGAGGUCCUCAGCCAGACUGAGAUCCACGGCCGCAAGCUGACUACCGGGUACGCCCCCGGUUCCACCCCUCGUCGCCGCAGCGACAGGGACUCGUCGAAGGAGGUUGAGGAGCGCGUCGAGAGCGAGCACGCCCAGGCUGAGGAGGCGCAGAAGGAGACGAAGCCCGAGGCUGGCGUACAGCAGAACAACUGGAAUGCCUAA
This is a messenger RNA of Colletotrichum costaricense, 927 nucleotides long. Its product is annotated as RNA recognition domain-containing protein. Gene Ontology annotation, molecular function: RNA binding. The annotation marks the transcript as partial. Lineage: Eukaryota; Fungi; Ascomycota; Sordariomycetes; Glomerellales; Glomerellaceae. The record is from RefSeq and is a predicted model, not a curated record. The transcript is spliced from 2 exons.